Molecule: messenger RNA, 1540 nt
Organism: Ylistrum balloti
Lineage: Eukaryota; Metazoa; Mollusca; Bivalvia; Pectinida; Pectinidae
Product: translocator protein-like
Exons: 4
Coding region: 68-556 (162 amino acids)
Cellular component (GO): mitochondrial outer membrane
Source: RefSeq, a predicted model, not a curated record
AAGUUACGCAAACACAAGGAAGUGCAAAGAACAAAAUACCAACGAGAUUUCCAGGGAAAAACAGAAGAUGUCUGAUUACGUUCGUAUAGCUGGAGCAGUUUUAUUACCUCAUGUUGGAGGGGUUCUUGGUGGACUAGUGACCAAAAACAAUAUCCCUACUUGGUUUGAGCAUUUGAAGUUUCCCACCUGGCGCCCCCCAAACUGGGUGUUUGGACCAAUGUGGACCACACUGUACACAGGAAUGGGCACUGCAUCUUACUUAGUGUGGAGGGAUGGAGGAGGCUUUGGUGGCGAGGCAGCCAUGCCAUUGGCAUUGUACGGAACACAGCUUGCCCUCAACUGGGCCUGGACACCUCUUUUCUUCGGGGCUCAUAAACUUGGUUUGUCACUGAUUGAAAUCGGAUUUCUGUGGGGUGGGAUUGCUGCCACGACCUAUGCCUUCCAUCCCAUCAAUAAAACCGCCUCCUACUUAAUGUUGCCUUAUUUGGCAUGGGUGACCUUUGCUGGGGCCUUGAACUACAGUAUAUGGAAGCUCAACAAAGACAGAAAGGACUAAGCUUGCAUUGCAUGCAGACCAAUAUUGUAUUUAUUAUAUUAGAUUGUGUUGGAACACAAGAUGGUUCAUAUUCACUAAAUGUGUCCGCAUACUCAGUAGACUUUUCAUUGAUGUAUUUCUGUAGUGGAAAUGACAUCUCAGAAUCAAUGAUGGAACAUGCAUUUAUUCCAUAGAACUUUAUAUCUACACUCAAAAGAUAUUAUUUUAUACACACCCAUGUGGGAGCAUUUUCUGAUAAAAGUGAUAUAUGGAUAAAAUAUAGUCAUAAAAAGGACAAGUUUACAUGGAUUAUAUUUUAUGUGUUACUGCUUCAUUAAAGUGAAUCUUUAUUAUUUAUCUUGAUAAUUGAUGCAAACACUGAAUGAAAAUUAAUGUUUUAUGCAGAAAGAGAAUCUUACUCGAUAAAUCAAUCUAAGACCUCACAAUGUAUACAGGUAGUAGUGUUUUGUUUAAUGCAUUUAGUGCUAAAACUGUGAAGCUGUGUAGCAUUUGUCCUGAUAAUUUAUACGAAACAAAUAUUGUAGAUAUUUUAUGCAUUACUCUAAGACUCCACUAUUUACACUGCUAGUCUCUUGUGUAAUGCAUUUAGUGUUGGCUCGAAUCUCAGCAGUGGAAUAUCUACUGCUGUGGAUUCCAAGCAUCAGAGCAACAAAAGGAUUCUGUGCAUCAGACAGAAAACGAAUUAGUAAUUUUCUUUUUGAAAAUAUUUAAAAACUGAAUUUAUGUUUAAUUCUAGCGUUUGUAUAACAUCAAAUGAAUUUAAUUCUUGCCUUUUUUUUUUUUUACCUCUUCUUGACCUCAGGUUUAAAAAGAAGUUUUUUGUUGUAGUGGAUAAAGUUCACAAGUUUACUCAAUGUUUUUGAUGUGAUGCCAUUGCCUUAUUGCCUAGUCUUUAUUUGAUUUCUACUUCCACAUGUACAAUGCUAGAACUCCAUGUAUGUGAACUCACUUAUGCAUAUGAAAACUAAAAAAAAUUAUUGAGUA